This is a messenger RNA of Plutella xylostella (diamondback moth), 1363 nucleotides long. RefSeq names its product inositol oxygenase. Gene Ontology annotation, molecular function: iron ion binding; inositol oxygenase activity. Gene Ontology annotation, cellular component: cytoplasm. Lineage: Eukaryota; Metazoa; Arthropoda; Insecta; Lepidoptera; Plutellidae. Gene Ontology annotation, biological process: inositol catabolic process. The record is from RefSeq and is a predicted model, not a curated record.
ACACAUAGUGCGUUGUACAGUUUAGCUAGUUAACCCCUCGUGUGUUUGAUAACACUGAUCAUUUAAGUCAAGUGCAAAACGAGCAUGUGCCAGUUGUGGUGAUUGUGUCGCGAGCAACAGACGGAUAGACAGACAGACAAGAUGAAACCGAAACCUGACUCCCCCGUCGCCCUGCUCGACCCCUCCCUGCUGCUGCGUCCUGAAGAAGUCUUCAACGGGAAGCCCAUCGAGGCCUUCAGAGACUACACCGUAGACGAUGAGGACCCGCUCCGGGCGAGGGUCAGGAGGACGUAUUAUGACAUGCACUCGCAGAUGACGUAUCAGUUCGUUCAAGACAAAAUGGCGACCUGGCUGAAGUUCAACCACUUCAAGUCCACCAUCAAGGAUGCGCUCAUCCGGCUGAACUCGCUGGUGGACGAGUCCGACCCCGACUCCGAGCUGCCCAACAUCGUGCACGCCUUCCAGACCGCAGAGAACAUACGCGCUGACUACCCGGAUGAGGACUGGUUCCAUUUGACAGGACUCAUACAUGACCUUGGGAAGGUGAUGGCGUUCUACGGCGAGCCGCAGUGGUGCGUGGUGGGCGACACGUUCCCGGUGGGCUGUCGCUGGGCCGAUUCCAUCGUCUACGGACAGGACAGCUUCAAGGAUAAUCCGGAUACCUACAACCCUAAGUACAACACCCCGUGCGGCAUUUACACCCCGAACUGCGGCGUGGAGGCGCUCACCAUGUCGUGGGGGCACGACGAGUACCUGUACCGGCUGCUGAAGCACAACCGGGCCACCAUACCCGAGGAGGGGCUCUUCAUGAUCAGAUACCACUCGUUCUACCCGUGGCACGCGGGCGGCGACUACGCGCACCUGGCCGGCACCCCCCGCGACGAACACAUCAAGCAACAGGUGCUCAAGUUCAAUAAAUACGACCUGUACUCCAAGAGCGCGGCGGUCCCGGACAUCGAGGCGCUGUGGCCGUACUACGAGUCGCUCAUAGACAAGUACAUACCCGGGGUCAUCGAGUUCUGAACAGUCACUGAUGUACCUAAACCUACCGAUGCUGGAGUAAUAUAUGCCUAGUUACAUAACAUAGAUUAUAGAUGCUCCGCUUCGACCAAAACAAACUCAAUCUAACUAAUUUAUAUUUUAUCGACUGAAGACAAUGAUGAACAUUCUAUAGUUAUUGUGUAGGAUGAGGAUGACUUACUUAUUUAAAAUUUGUUAUGAAUUAUAAUAUUUUAUAAUGUAAUAUAGGUGCUAUACAUACUAGGACUAAGAGUUACGAACUCACAAUACCAAAUAAUUGUACAAAAUAUAAAAUCUAUGAAUGGAACAACUUAUACAAAUAAAUGUUAAAUAUUUUUAAUAA